This is a messenger RNA of Phlebotomus papatasi, 827 nucleotides long. RefSeq lists its product as uncharacterized. The record is from RefSeq and is a predicted model, not a curated record. Bases 85 to 789 code for a protein of 234 amino acids. The transcript is spliced from 3 exons. NCBI's taxonomy places the organism in Eukaryota, Metazoa, Arthropoda, Insecta, Diptera, Psychodidae.
GUUGGUCUCCCCGCUGUCAAAACAAUCAACAAAAAGAGCGAGGUGUUGUUUUGUUGUGUUCGUGGAAAGUUUCCUUUAUCAGAAAUGGAAGGAUUAUCUCCAGAAAAAGCAUUAUUAAUGGAAAUUGCAUUGGAACUGUUGGGUAACACCGUCUACGAUGUAUUUGGAUUAAAACAAGACAGUCUAAUCGAUCUCUUCAAGGAUAAUGCUCUCUCUAACUCUAACCAAAAAAAUGCCACAAAUAUGACGCCAACAGCAGCAGCUCAGCAAUCUCUUUUACGUCCUCUUCCACAACGUGUGGUCAACCAAGAAAUUCAGUUCCCAAAGACAAUUCCCAUCAAUUCUAUGCUCGAUCAACAGUGUUGGAAUACGGAAAUGAAUAGCUAUCAGAAAGAGUCUAAAUCUAGGCAGUUCAUGCAAUCAGGAAAGAAUCAAGAAUUUGUCAAUACAAUGCUUAAAAAAAUUGAAACAGAAUACAACACUAUCCUGAAAUCCAGCACUAAACAGAAACAAAAUUAUUUUAUGGACUUCUGGAUGGAAUCAGUGAACGAUAAUAAAUGUCCAGACAUUACAGAGGAAGAAAUUGCUCCUAUUGCUGAGAAGUUCUUCUCCAUGGAAAGACAGAAUCUCGAGAGACAGUGCACAGAACACAAGAAUUCCAUAAUUAAUAUGAAGAAAUCUGCAAGUAGUGAAUUGGAGGUUGCAGUAAUCCAAGAAAUAACACAUAAAAUAGCUGCAGUUAAGAAUAGGUUGGAACAAUAUCUUCUAAACCCUCAUGAUGAAACUUGAUUUGAAUUGAAAGAACUUUUAUAAAGAUAAAGAAGCUA